AUGGCAUCUUCCACCGGUCUCUCCGUCGCCGGAGCUCUGCUUGCUGGAGAUUUUCGAUUACCAGCUCUGUCGUCUCAAGUACCUAGAAAGAGUUCUUCUUCAUUGUCUUGUCUCAACAGCAAAGUUCUCUCGCCACCAUAUAAUUGCUGUUGGCGACUAUCCAAAGUCAAAAUUUUGACACCUCUCAGUGACUCGCGGAUAUGCGCUGUGGGAAAUGAAGCUGAAGAUGGCUUCCUCUCGAAUAUAAGUGAAGAUAGUGAUGAGAUGUUCGACGACUUGUUCAACAAAUACGGCAAGGUUGUUUACAAGAGCGACGAUCAAAAGUCUCCAACCGCCGAAGUAGAUGAUGACGCAGAAAGUUUAGCAUUUGCGGUUGAAAUGGCCAAAGUUGCGAGUGAGGUGAAAGCUGGAGACAUUAAGGUCCUCUUUGUGAAGCCUCUCGUCUACUGGACUCGCUUUUUCAUCAUAGCCACUGCGUUUUCCCGCCCUCAGAUCGAUGCAAUCGGAUCCAGGAUGAGAGACCUGGCUGAAAAGAAGUUUGGGAAAGUUGCUAAUGGAGAUGUAAAGCCUAAUGCAUGGACAUUGUUGGAUUUCGGCGAUGUGGUGAUCCAUAUUUUCUUGCCUCCGCAGAGAACGUUCUAUAACUUGGAAGAUUUUUACGGAAACGCGAUGUCAAUUCCCCUUCCCUUUGAAGAUCAGUCACCACCACGACGCUGA
Molecule: messenger RNA, 717 nt
Organism: Microthlaspi erraticum
Lineage: Eukaryota; Viridiplantae; Streptophyta; Magnoliopsida; Brassicales; Brassicaceae
Source: the annotation of a GenBank genome assembly